AAUGGGAUGUCCAGCCAGUUCAUAUAGAGGUGAUGGUCAGGUGUCCACAUGCUUUUGGCCAUGUAGUCUGUGUGUAUGUGUGUAUAUUCCACAUUAAUUCUGUGUUUUAAAUACAUGUUGAUGUUCAUGAAUACAUUCAUCUUUGUUCUUAUUUAUAGAUGCACAGUAAAAAAAUAUAAUGCACUGGACUGCAUAGAACACCAGGAAGUCCCUCCUACUCAGUUCAGAGAAAACGAAACUGAUCUCAGAGAGCUGCUCUCUCUCGGACCAGAAAUGCAGGAAAAUGGCAGAGGCCAGUAUUUCAGUAGCUCACGACCAGUUCAGCUGUCCAGUCUGUCUGGAUCUGCUGAAGGAUCCAGUGACCAUCCACUGUGGACACAGUUUCUGUAUGGUGUGUAUUAAUGGCUGCUGGGAUCAGGAGGAUCAGAGGGGGGUCUACAGCUGCCCCCAGUGCAGAGAGACUUUCACUCCAAGGCCUGUUCUACGCAGAAACAACAUGCUGGCUGAAGUGGUGGAGAAACUGAAGAAGACAGAACUCCGAGCUGCUUCUCCUGCUCCCCGUUACGCUGGACCUGGAGAUGUGGAGUGUGAUUUCUGCACUGGGAGAAAACUCAAAGCCAUCAAGUCCUGUCUGACGUGUCUGGCCUCCUUUUGUGAAACUCAUCUUAAACCUCACUAUGAAGUUCCUGCACUGAAAAAGCACAAGCUGGUCAAAGCCUCCUCACAGCUACAGGAGAAGAUCUGCUCUCAGCAUGACAAACUGAUCGAGAUCUACUGUCGUACUGACCAAAGCUGCAUCUGCUAUUUAUGUACAAUGGAUAAACACAAAGGUCACGAUACAGUCUCAGCUGUGACAGAGAGAACCGAGAAACAGAAUCAGCUGAAGGAGAUUCAGAGGAAAUUCCAGCAGAGAAUCCAGGAGAAACAGAAGAAGCAGCAGGAGCUGAAACAGGCUGUGAAGACUCUUACGCGCUGUGCUCAGUCAGCAGUGGAGGACAGUGAGAGGAUCUUUACUGAAUUGAUCCGCUCCAUUGAGAAAAAGCGCUCUGAGGUAACAGAGCUGAUCAGAGCUCAGGAGGAGGCUGAACUGAGUGGAGCUGAAGAACUCCUGGAGAAACUGGAGCAGGAGAUCGCUGAUCUAAAGAGGAGACACACUGAGCUGGAGCAGCUUUCACACACAGAGGAUCACAUCCAUUUCCUCCAGAGUUUCCAGUCUCUCUGUGUCUCUUCUGGAUCUGAAGACUCACCCAGCAUCACUGUCCAUCAACACCUCUCAUUUGAUGGAGUGAGGAGAUCUCUCUCUGAGCUGAAGGAGCGACUAGAGGAGUUCUGCAGAGAGGAGUUCAGUAUAAUCCCUCCACAUGCUGCAGCAGUUCAGAUUUUAUCCUCAGAACCAAAAACCAGAGAAGAUUUUCUGCAGUAUUUCUGUCAGCUGACUCUGGAUCCCAACACAGCGUAUCGUCACCUCAUUCUGUCUGAGAAGAACAGAGUGGUGACAUUGAGUAAUAAAGUCCAGUCGUACUCUGACCAUCCAGAGAGAUUUGACUAUUGGGAUCAGGUGUUGUGUGAGGAGAGUGUGAGUGGACGCUGUUACUGGGAGGUUGAGUGGAGCAGUGAGAGAGGAUGGGUGCGCAUAUCAGUCUCAUAUAAAGGGAUCAGCAGGAAAGGACGGGCUUAUGAUUGUGUGUUUGGACGCAACAGUCAGUCCUGGAGUCUGCGGUGUUCUUCCUCUCUCACUUUCUGGCACAAAAACAUUCAGACAGAAAUCUCAGGACCAUCAUCCUUCAGAAUAGGAGUGUAUGUGGAUCACAGUGCAGGAACUCUGUCCUUCUACAGCGUCUCUGACACAAUGACCCUCCUACACACAGUCCACACCACAUUCACUCAGCCGCUCUACGCUGGGUUCCUCAUUGGUGGUGUUGGAUCAUCUGUGAGAUUAUGUGAGAAAAAGUGCAGGAAAAUGGCCAGUAUUUCAGUAGAACGUGACGAGCUCAGCUGUUCAAUCUGCCUGGAUCUGCUGAAGCAUCCAGUGACCAUCAACUGUGGACACAGUUUCUGUUCGGUGUGUAUUAACAGACACUGGGAUGAGGAUGAUCAGAGAGGGGUCUACAGCUGCCCCCAGUGCAGAGAGACUUUCACUCCAAGGCCUGUUCUACGCAGAAACAACAUGCUGGCUGAAGUGGUGGAGAAACUGAAGAAGAAAGAACUCCAAGCUGCUUCUCCUGCUCCCCGUUACGCUGGACCUGGAGAUGUGGAGUGUGAUUUCUGCACUGGGAGAAAACUCAAAGCCAUCAAGUCCUGUCUGACGUGUCUGGCCUCCUUUUGUGAAACUCAUCUUAAACCUCACUGUGAAGUUCCUGCAUUGAAAAAGCACAAGCUGGUCAAAGCCUCCUCACAGCUACAGGAGAAGAUCUGCUCUCAGCACAAUGAAGUGAUCAAGAUCUACUGUCGUACUGACCAAAGCUGCAUCUGCUAUUUAUGUACAACGACAGAACACAAAAAUCACAAUACAAUUCCAGCUGCAAUAGAAAGAACCAAGAAACAGAUUCAGCUGAAGGAGAUUCAGAGUAAAUUCCAGCAGAGAAUCCAGGAGAAACAGAAGAAGCAGCAGGAGCUGAAACAGACUGUGAAGACUAUUAAGCUCUGUGCUCAGUCAGCAGUGGAGGACAGUGAGAGGAUCUUUACUGAACUGAUCCGCUCCAUUGAGAAAAAGCGCUCUGAGGUAGCAGAGCUGAUCAGAGCUCAGGAGAAGGCUGAACUGAGUGGAACUGAAGAACUCCUGGAGACACUGGAGCAGGAGAUCGCUGAUCUAAAGAGGAGACACACCGAGCUGGAGCAGCUUUCACACACAGAGGAUCACAUCCAUUUCCUCCAGAGUUUCCAGUCUCUCUGUGUCUCUUCUGGAUCUGAGGACUCACCCAGCAUCACUGUCCAUCAGCACCUCUCGUUUGAUGGAGUGAGGAGAUCUCUCUCUGAGCUGAAAGAGCGACUAGAGGAGUUCUGCAGAGAGGAGUUCAGUAAAAUCCCUCCACAUGGUAAGAGGAGCUGUCCUGCUGUGGAACAUAAGGAUGGAAAUCUUUCCUUGAACAGGAAGAGUAAAGCUGCAGCAGUUCAGAUUUUAUCUUCAGAACCAAAAACCAGAGAUUUAAUGCAGUGUACGGAUUUCUGUCAGCUGACUCUGGAUCCCAACACAGCAUUUUGUCGCCUCAUUCUGUCUGAGAAGAACAGAGUGGUGACGCGGAGUGAUAAAGAGCAGCCGUACAAUGAUCAUCCAGAGAGAUUUGACAGCUGGUCUCAGGUGUUGUGUAAGGAGAGUGUGAGUGGACGCUGUUACUGGGAGGUUGAGUGGAGCCGUCGGGGAACUGUGUACGUAUCAGUCUCAUAUAAAGGGAUCAGCAAGAAAGGUUGGGGUAAUGACUGUUUGUUUGGACACAACAGUCAGUCCUGGAGUCUGCAGUGUUCUUCCUCUCUCUCUUUCUGGCACAACAACAUUCAAACUAAGAUCUCACGUCCAUCAUCCUCCAGAAUAGGAGUGUAUGUGGAUCACAGUGCAGGAACUCUGUCCUUCUACAGCGUCUCUGACACAAUGACCCUCCUACACACAGUCCACACCACAUUCACUCAGCCGCUCUACGCUGGGUUCUGGGUUAAUGGUGUUGGAUCAUCUGUGAGAUUAUGUGAGAAAUAAUGAUUUAUCUAUUAAAUGUGACUGUUACUUUAUAGAUACACUCAGAAUAUUAUUUACACUGUUUUGUUAAUGAACCAUGUACAUUUUUAAAUAGACAGAAUCUUUAACAAUCCUGGAGAAAAUUUCAGGCUUAUCACAAAUACAGUUCUGUACAAAAUUACAAAGUUGUAAAAUUCAUGUACAGUAUCAGUCAAAGGUUUGGACACACUUUACUGCAUAUAUUUACUAAUCAGGCAUAAAAUUAUGACCACCUCCUCGUUUCUACGCUCAUUGUCCAUUU
This is a messenger RNA of Colossoma macropomum (tambaqui), 3968 nucleotides long. RefSeq names its product E3 ubiquitin/ISG15 ligase TRIM25-like. The record is from RefSeq and is a predicted model, not a curated record. The transcript has 13 exons. Bases 284 to 3688 code for a protein of 1134 amino acids. Gene Ontology annotation, molecular function: protein binding; zinc ion binding. Lineage: Eukaryota; Metazoa; Chordata; Actinopteri; Characiformes; Serrasalmidae.